CCGAAUCUCAUCAAAUAUCUUUUUCUUUUUCUUUUCUUUCCUCCACCAAUUCUUCUGUGGAAAAGUCUUUCACUGCAAGACUUUGCAGAUCAAAGUAAACCUCUUUCAGUCUUCUCUCCGAACUCAAUUUUCAGAUCAGGAGUGUCACUUUGGUUACUUCAUUUCAUUUUCAGUAUUUCCUUGUUUCCCACGAGCGAAUCAUGUCUGUAAUUGGAGAGGCUGCUUUAUCCGCUUUCUUUGGGAAGCUGUUUGACAACUUAACUUCCUAUGAUCUGCUGAAGUUCUUUCAGGAAGAGAAAGUCGAUGCUGACCUCAAGAGGUGGAGGACAACUUUGAUGAAGAUCCAUGCAGUUCUGGAUGACGCAGAAGAGAAGCAGAUAACAAACACGCUCGUGAAGAUCUGGUUGGAUGAGCUGGAAGACUUGGCCUAUGAUGUGGACGACAUCUUGGACGAGUUUGCUACUGAAGCUUUGCGACGCAAGUUGAACCCUGAACCCAGCACAAGUAAGGUACGGAAGAUCGUUGAUGCUUGUAUUGGUUCGAAUCGAAGUUUUGCUACCACAAUGCGGUCCAAGAUUGAAGAGAUUGAUACAAGACUGCAAAAUAUAGUGACUGAUAAGAAAGAUCUAGAGUUGAGAGAAAAUGCAGGCCUGGGAAGAGCUGGAGCAACAAGACCAAGGGUGCCCACCACUUCUUUGGUGAAUGAAGGUCGUACUCAUGGCAGAGAAGAAGAUAAAAAGGCUAUUGUCAAGUUGUUGUUAAGCGGUGAAUCGAGUAAUGCUCAGCUCUCUGUUAUUCCCAUACUUGGUAUGGGGGGAAUGGGUAAAACAACUCUUGCCCAACUAGUCUAUAAUGACAUUGAGGUGAGCCAUUAUUUUGAUUUGAAAGCAUGGGGCUGUGUUUCUGAAGAUUUUGACAUUGUAAGGGUGACAAGAGAAAUUCUACAAUCUUUCACUUCUGAAUCCUGCAACGAUAAUAAUUUAGAGUUACUGCAAGUCAAAUUGAAGGGGAAAUUAUCAGGCAAAAAGUUCUUACUCGUUUUGGAUGAUGUAUGGAAUGAAAACUAUAAUGAUUGGACUAGACUGCGUUGUCCAUUUGAAUUUGGGGCUCCAGGAAGUAAGAUAAUCAUCACAACUCGGAAUGAUCGUGUUUCAUCAAUAAUGGGCACUACUCAAGCUUACAAGUUGAACAAGUUGUCAGAUGAUGCUUGCUUGGUUGUAUUUAUCCAAAACACAUUGGGGACAGCAGAUUUUAGUGCGUAUCCCGAACUUCAAGAAUUUGGUCCUAAAAUUUUGGAAAGGUGUCAGGGAUUGCCUUUGGCAGCAAAAGCUCUUGGAGGCCUAUUACGUACUAUACAUUGUGAUGAGUGGAAAAAUGUGCUCAAUAACAAGGUAUGGGAUAUGUCAGAAGAAAAUAGUGAUGUUCUACCAACCCUUAGAUUGAGUUAUCUAUAUCUCCCUUCACAUUUAAAGAGAUGUUUUGCCUAUUGUUCACUAUUCCCAAAAGAUUAUGAAUUUGAGGAACAAGAACUAGUCUUGUUAUGGAUGGCGGAAGGUUUGGUUCAAGAAUUAGAAAAGCAUAAGCCAAUGGAAGAUCUUGGUGUUGAGUAUUUUCGUGAUUUAUAUAAGCGAUCACUUUUUCAACAAUCAAGUAGGAAUAAAUCACUCUUUGUCAUGCAUGACUUAAUCAAUGAUUUAGCUCAAUGGGCAGCGGGACAGUUGUGCUAUUGGUUGGAAGAUAAAUCAGGUGGUAAUAUGCAACCCAAGAUUUCUACAAAGGUACGUCAUUUCUCCUAUGCUCAUUGUGAAUAUGAUGGCAUCACAAAAUUUAAAGGCUUGACAAAAGAUAUGCGUUUACGGACCUUCCUACCGCUACCAACAAAGAACUUGAGCUACUUAACAAAUUAUGUUUCUAGUUGUCUAUUGCCACAGUUUAGAUGUUUAAGGGUAUUAUCUUUAUCUGGAUAUCGAAUUUUUGAGUUACCAAGUUCAAUCGGUGAUUUGAAACAUCUAAGAUACCUCAAUCUUUCUCAAACUUUGAUUAGAAGUUUACCAGAAUCUACAAGUUCUUUAUACAAUUUGCAAACACUAAUAUUGAAAUAUUGUUACUAUCUCACAAAGUUACCGGAGAAAAUUGGGAAUCUAGUCAAUCUUCGGCAUCUUGAUAUUGAAGGGGCCCAUUUAAUCAAAGAGAUGCCAAUGGGAAUAAAAGAAUUAAAAAACCUACAAACAUUGUCUGAUUUUGUUGUGGGGAAAGAUACUGCAUCAAAGAUAGGAGACUUGAUGAACUUGGAGUCUCUUAAGGGAACACUUUGCAUCUCACACUUGGAGAACGUGCUUGAAGUCGAGGAUGCAAGAAGGGCCAACUUACUUGGUAAGAAGAAUUUAAAUGUAUUAGUCAUGAAAUGGGAGUCCGAGCUUGAUCAAAGAGCUAGUCUAGAUAUUCUUGACAUGCUACAACCUUCGACAACGGUGAAAAAAAUUUCAAUUGAUGGCUAUGUUGGUGCAAAAUUCCCAACUUGGUUUGGACAUCCAUCAUUUUCUAAUAUGGUGCUCCUAAGGAUUGAGAGGUGCAGAAAAUGUACAUCUUUACCUGCAAUUGGACAAUUACCAUUGUUGAGAGUCCUUGUCCUUAUAGGAUUGUCUGCAGUGCAAACCAUUGGUCUUGAGUUUUAUGGGAAAGAUUGCCCAAAACCUUUUCCAUCCUUAGAGUCACUUCGCUUUGAUGAUAUGCAAGAAUGGAAAGAUUGGAUUCCAUGCAAAGUUGAGUAUGAAGAAUUCCCUCGGUUGCGUGAGCUUUCUAUUUCUAGAUGCCCUAAAUUGCAAGGAAAAUUGCCUCACCAUGUUCCAUUAUUGGAAAAAAUUUCUAUUAAUGGAUGUGAACAAUUGGACGUUUCAAUUCCAAACUUCCCAAAGCUUCAUGCAUUAGAAAUUAAGGGAUGUAAAGGGGUGGUGAGCAGAAGUACAGAUGAGUUAUGCUUUCCAAAGUCAACUAUUCUUUCUAUUCCAUACGUGAAAAGCUUGACGGAGGAGUUCAUGCAUGGGUUAACUAAGGUAGAAAAUCUAGAGAUAGAUAAUUGUAAGGAGCUAACAUCUUUGUGGCAGGAUGAAUUCAAAUCCCUUAUGAAGCUGAAUAUAAGAGAUUGCUCAAGCCUUGUCAACAUCAGCUUGACAUCUACUUUAAGGACACUAAAUAUUACAGGUUGUAGCGGUUUGAAAUCCUUGUCAAUCUCUAAUUGUACAUGUUUGGAAAAGGCAAGCAUUUGGAGAUGUAAUUCUUUGACGUUGAUUUCAAGAGGUCAGUUGCCUCAAAAUUUGAAAACGCUAAAUAUAAGUAAUUGUGAGAAUUUGCAGUUUUUGGCAGAUGAGGGAGAGGCUUCUUCUAAUUCUUCUUCUCUUCUUGAGGACUUGUUUAUUGUGGGCUGUCCAUCUCUAAAAUGCUUAUCAUCAAGUGGCGACCUACCUACCACACUUAAACGCCUUCAGAUUUCGUCAUGCAUAGAGCUCACAUCCUUAUCAUCAAAAAACGAGUUACCUACAGCUCUUAAAUACCUUUCUGUAUCCGACUGUCCAAAGAUGGAGUCAAUAGCGAACAACUUACCCAACAAUGCGUCUCUUGAACAGCUUCAAAUCAUAGAUUGUGCAAAGUUGAAAUCCUUACCGGUGGGCCUACACAAACUCUGCCACCUCAAUAAGAUAGAGAUAAGUAACUGCCCUAGUUUUGUUUCCUUCCCAGAUGGAGGGUUACUCCCCACCAGCUUGAGAGAGCUUUGGAUCUAUGGCUGUGAGAAACUGGAGGCCUGGCCCAACUGCAUGCCGAACCUCAAUUCUCUUCAUAUCUUCAAUUGUCCAAGCAUCAUAUACUUACCAGAAGAGGGUUACCCCACCAGUCUAACAUCACUCACAUUUGGCGGGGAGAAUAUCUGUAAGCAAGUAACUGUGUGGGGAUUGCACAGACUAACCUCUCUUACAUCACUCUGUAUUGAUGGUGGGAUUCCAGAUUGGCAGUCGUUUCCAGAUGAGCAAGAUGGGAAGCUGACGAUGACGCUUCCUUCCUCUCUUACCCACCUAUCGAUUUGGAGCAUUCCAAAUAUUGUAAUUCUAUCUUCUUUGGGCUUUCAAAAUCUCUCUGCUCUUGAACAAUUGGAAAUCGGAUAUUGCCCUAAACUCGCAUCUCUCCCAGAGAAGGGCCUACCUCCCUCGCUUCUGCAUCUUUAUAUUUACGAGUGUCCAUUGCUGAAACAACACUGCAAGAAAGGCGGGCGAGAGUGGUCCAAGAUAGCCAACGUCCCUUGCGUUAUGAUUGAUGAGGUGGAGGAGGAGCAGCAAUAAAAAAAUUGUAAAACAAAGAGCAAUAUUUACUCAUAAUAGUUACUCCUUCCUUCCAGUGUUGCAGCAGAGACUAGCUUCUGAACCGCUAAACGUUAUAUUGGAAUUUCAAAACACGGAGAGACUAGCUUUGGAACUGAUAAACCUUCUAUUGGAAUUUCAAAACGUGGAGGCUACAUGUUGUGUUCUGCGACAUGAUGAUCAGUAGAUGUGCACAAAAUGUCAUUUCAAAACAAAUAUUGUUCCUUGCAUAGAUUGAUCAAAGCAUUGUCACCUGCGCUGCAGAUGGCAGCAGCCACUCUUUGGGCUAUUUGGAAAUGCAGUAUUAUAGAGCCAAGCUCUUAAUUACUGCUACUCAAGGGAAGACUAUUGAUGCUACUCAAGCUCUUAAUUACUGCAAGCACAAGAUCAUGAUCUGUCAAGAAGCAAUGGCUGGGACUCAUUCCCUAAAUGUUGCUUUAAACCUCCUAUCUAUAAUUGCAAAUGAUUUGUUGAAUCUAAGAUCAAAUUGGGAACCAAAUUUCAGAUCUUAGUAGAAGUUAGUACAAAAAGGGAGAGUUGCUCGCCAGGUGCAAGCUUUGUUUGCAAAGAUCAAAUGAGGAACCAAAUUGUGGUACACUGUUAUAGUUGGUUGGCUAAAAAGAAAUCCAUAGUACUUUCUCAGAUAAUUCUUGAAAGCUCAACCCAUGCACUUAUUAAAGGUGUGGUAGCUGCAGUUGUACCUACUAGUAGCUCUGAGGUUUGCAGCCUUUGUUGUGCAAUGAAAAACACCAGGUUCGGAGAUUAAGCAAUUAAGGAAGACAUUGCUGAGCAGCGUUCAUGAUUUUCUAAACUCUGGGUUGAUCAAAUCCCAGGCAAAUCCUCACUAACGCUUGUUAGCUGGCCAAUUCUACAGCUUCCUCUUUUAUGCGGCCUGGUCCUCUUCUUGACCAGAAUUUAAGGCUUUCUCUCUGACUUAGCAUCCAUGUUGAAGAGAAAAUGAAUUUCUUGAUGUGGUGAAUCUUGUUUGAUUUGCUGAAUACCACUAAUAGAUGAUAUUGCAGAUUGUACCAGAAACCACCCUACCAGCAAAGUUGCAGAAUCAAUCAGAACCUUCUUAGACCAAUGUAAUUUAUUGGUUCUCCAAUGACUAAGAAGAAGAGCUGGUUCAACACAGUGAAGAGGUUCUUUAUAAGAGAGACAAACUCAAAACAAGAAAUGGAUAGGAGAAGGAAAUGGAUUUUUGGAGGGCUUAAGAUCAAAAGGUUAGCCUCGCUCACUGCACCAUCAUCAUUAAAUGAAAGAAAUCUAGGUGAGGCUGAGGAAGAGCAGAUCAAGCAUGCUCUUGCUGUGGCCCAUGCCAACAUUGCUGCUGCUGAAGCAGCUGUUACAACUGCUCUAGUUGCUGCUGAGAUUGUCUGGUUCACCAGCACCCCUCAAUAUAACCAUCAAUGUGUAAAUCAAGUGGAAGGUUCAGUCAUUAGAGUUCAAGGUGAAGCCCCUCAGUCCAACUAUCAAUGUGUGAGAGAAUCCAUGAAUUUGCAGCCAUUAGAAUUCAGUCUGCCUUUUGGGGUUACCUUUUGUGUUUAAAGCAAGGAAAGCUUUGCGGGAAAAGGAAUUAUGAGGCAGAGCUGUAAGAUGCCAAACCAUGACUACCCUAAAGCUCUUGCAGUCCAUUGUAAUUAUUCAGUCACAAGGCUGCACAAGAAUAUUUGGAAUGGUGGAAGGCACUUGGAAUUAUGUUGGAAGUGAACAAUCGCAGAAUUGGAAAGACAAUAUGACAAGGGUAUGUAAUGCAGCAAGAACUGGCUUCUUCUAUUGUGAACAACACAACUCCCAUAAAAAAAAUAUGUUUCUCAUUUCACCUGUGCUGCAGAUGGCAGCCACUCCUUGGGCUAUUUGGAAUGCAGUUUUAUAGAGCCAUGCUCGAAGGAAAGGCUGCCGAUCUUUCUCAAGCUCUUAAUUACGGCAGGCAUGUGGUCAUGAUCUGUCACAAAGCAAUGACUGGGAAUCAUUCCCUAAAUGUAGCUUUAAACCCCCCCUGUCUACAAUUGGAAACGAUUUGUUGAAUUUAAAAUCAAACAGGGAACCAAAUUUUGGAUCUCAGUAGAAGUACUACAAAAGGAAGAGUUGCUUGCUAGGUGCAAGCUUUGUUUGCAAAGAUCAAAUGAGGAACCAAAUUGUGAUACACUGUUAAAGUUGGUUGGCUAAAAGUAAAUCCGUAGUACUUUCUCAGACAAUUUGUGAAAGCUCAAUCCAUGCACUUAUUAAAGGUGUGGUAGCUGCAGUUGUACCUACUAGUCGCUCUGAGGAUUGCAGCCAUUAUUGUGCAAUGCAAAACACCUAGUUCGAAGGAUUUGAGCAGUUAGGAAGACAUUGCUGAGUGGCAUUAGUGAUUUUCUAAACGCUGGGUUGAUCAAAUCCCAGGAAAAUCCUCACUAAUGCUUGUUAGCAUGCCAAUUCUACAGCUUCCUCUUUUAUGCAGACUAGUCCUCUUCUUGACCAGAAUUUAAGACUUUCACUCUGACUUAGCAUCCAUGUCGAAGAGAAAAUAAAUUUCUUGAUGUGGUGAAUCUUGUUUGAUUUGCUGAAUACCAUUAAUAGAUGAUAUUGCAGAUUGUACCAGAAACCACCCUACCAGCAAAGUUGCAGAAUCAAUCAGAACCUUCUUAGACCAAUGUAAUUUAUUGGUUCUCCAAUGACUAAGAAGAAGAGCUGGUUCAACAUAGUGAAGAGGUUCUUUAUAAGAGAGACAAACUCAAAACAAGAAAUGGAUAGGAGAAGGAAAUGGAUUUUUGGAGGGCUCAAGAUCAAAAGGUUAGCCUCGCUCACUGCACCAUCAUCAUUAAAUGAAAGAAAUCUAGGUGAGGCUGAGGAAGAGCAGAUCAAGCAUGCUCUUGCUGUGGCCCAUGCCACCAUUGCUGCUGCUGAAGCAGCUGUUACAACUCCUCUAGUUGCUGCUGAGAUUGUCUGGUUCACCAGCACCCCUCAAUAUAACCAUCAAUGUGUAAAUGAAGUGGAAGGUUCAGUCAUUAGAGUUCAAGGCAAGGAAAGCUUUGCGGGGAAAAGGAAUUAUGAGGCAGAGCUGUAAGAUGCCAAACCAUAACUACCCUAAAGCUCUUGCAGUCCAUUGUAAUUAUUCAGUCACAAGGCUGCACAAGAAUAUUUGGAAUGGUGGAAGGCACUUGGAAUUAUGUUGGAAGUGAACAAUCGCAGAAUUGGAAAGACAAGACGACAAGGCCACUCUUUGGGCUAUUUGGAAUGCAGUUUUAUAGAGCCAUGCUCAAAGGAAAGGCUGCCGAUGUUUCUCAAGCUCUUAAUUACGGCAGGCAUGUGGUCAUGAUCUGUCACAAAGCAAUGACUGGGAAUCAUUCCCUAAAUGUAGCUUUAAACCCCUUGUCUACAAUUGGAAACGAUUUGUUGAAUUUAAAAUCAAACAGGGAACCAAAUUUUGGAUCUUAGUAGAAGUUACUACAAAUGGAAGAGUUGCUUGCUAGGUGCAAGCUUUGUUUGCAAAGAUGAAAUGAGGAACCAAAUUGUGAUACACUGUUAAAGUUGGUUGGCUAAAAGUAAAUCCGUAGUACUUUCUCAGACAAUUCGUGAAAGCUCAAUCCAUGCACUUAUUAAAGGUGUGGUAGCUGCAGUUGUACCUACUAGUCACUCUGAGGAUUGCAGCCAUUAUUGUGCAAUGCAAAACACCUAGUUCGAAGGAUUUGAGCAGUUAGGAAGACAUUGCUGAGUGGCAUUAGUGAUUUUCUAAAUGCUGGGUUGAUCAAAUCCCAGGAAAAUCCUCACUAAUGCUUGUUAGCAUGCCAAUUCUACAGCUUCCUCUUUUAUGCAGACUAGUCCUCUUCUUGACCAGAAUUUAAGGCUUUCACUCUGACUUAGCAUCCAUGUCGAAGAGAAAAUAAAUUUCUUGAUGUGGUGAAUCUUGUUUGAUUUGCUGAAUACCAUUAAUAGAUGAUAUUGCAGAUUGAAACCACCCUACCAGCGAAGUUGCAGAAUCAAUCAGAACCUUCUUAGACCAAUGUAAUUUAUUGUUUCUCCAAUGGCUAAGAAGAAGAGCAGGUUCAACAUAGUGCAGAGGUUCAUUAUAAGAGAGACAAACUCUAAACAAGAAAUGGAUUUUUGGAGGGCUUAAGAUCAAAAGAUUAGCCUCGCUCACUUCACCGUCAUCAUUAAAUGAAAGAACUCUUGGUGAGGCUGGGGAAGAGCAGAUCAAGCAUGCUCUUGCUGUGGCCCAUGCCACCACUGCUGCUGCUGAAGCAGCUGUUACGACUGUUCUAAUUGCUGUUGCAGUUGUCCAGUUCACCCCUCAAUAUAACCAUCAAUGUGUAAAUGAAGUGGAAGAGUUUUCAGUCAUUAGAGUUCAAGGUGAAGCCCGUCAGUCCAACCAUCACUGUGUGAGAGAAAUCCAUGAAUUUGCUGCCACUAGAAUUCAGUCUGCCUUUCAGGGUUACCUUGUGAGUUUAAAGGCAAGGAAAACUUUGUGGACUUAGAAGGGAAUUGUGAGGCAGAGCUGUAUGAUGCCAAACUAUAACUACCCUAAAGUUCUUCUAGUCCACUGUAAUUAUUCAGUCACAAGGCUGCGCAAGAAUAUUUGGAAUGGUGGAAGGCACUUAGAAUUAUGAUGGAAGUGAACAAUCGCAGAAUUGGAAAGACAAGAUAACAAGGAUAGACACAAGGAAUCAAAGAAGGUGGGAUGACAGUGUUUUGUCAAAGGAAGAGUCAGUUGCAUUGUUUAUGAGUAGGAAAGAGACCAUGCUUAAGAGAGAACGGAUAAAGGAGUAGUGGUUUAUCCAUCUGUAGUCAGCAGAUAUGGAUCAAAACUUAGUAAGUGGAAGAUGAAGGCAUUGGUUGGAUCAAUGGGUAGAUACACAAAUUACCCUAAGUAGAGAACUUGAAGAUUUGGACUAGACUUUGACUUCAAAUCGAAGACAAAGAGAGGACUCUAUGAAAGAAGGCAACUUAAGCUAAGAAAUAUUGAGGGAUAGAGUAAGUUGGAAGGAUUGAAUUCUCCAACAUUUGUUCCCAGAGUAUCAAUUCAUUAUAGGAGACCAUGCUCAUUGGGAGAUCAUAAUUCUUUGUCAAGCUCUCCUGUUGUUCCAACUUACAUGAAUGCAACUGAAUCUGCAAAGGAAAAGGCAAGAUCAAUGAGCUCGUGAAAAAUAAGGCCCAUGAAUUUUGAUACAUGCUUUGAAAGCUCUUCACCAUAUAAGAAUAAACUCAUAUCCUUUAUUACUAUUGAAGUGCCAAGUGGUGGUAGGAUUGGCAAGACUAGUGGUUUCUAGCAGAUCUCCAAGCUCAAAAGGCCUUCCAAGUCCUAUAAAAUCCAGUAGGAAGGUAAAGGAUCUCGGUUUUAACUCAAAGUGCUCAUUUCAGACUUUGGAUAGACAUGGCUUUAGAUAAUUUCAGAAGUUUGGUGCACGGAGAGAACUUGGUUAGUGUGUUAGGUUGGAGUGGAGAACAUAGUCUGUAAUUUAAUCUUGUUUGAAUAGUUAAACAAUGGUGUGCUAUUUAAUCUCAUCAUCAAAUGAGUAGCUCACUGUAAUGCUGCAUUGUAAUUUAAUCUAGUUGGAACUCUACUCUCCCUCCCUCCCUAUUGGCCAUGAAAGUGUAUUGAGGUUUGGGUUGCAUGAGAGACUUUUUUUUCUCUGUUCAAUACCAAUGGAUAAGUGUGUUUAACUUUAA
Molecule: messenger RNA, 9998 nt
Organism: Quercus robur (English oak)
Lineage: Eukaryota; Viridiplantae; Streptophyta; Magnoliopsida; Fagales; Fagaceae
Product: putative disease resistance RPP13-like protein 1
Exons: 19
Coding region: 201-4331 (1376 amino acids)
Biological process (GO): defense response to other organism
Molecular function (GO): ADP binding; protein binding
Source: RefSeq, a predicted model, not a curated record